AUGGACCAGAAACGUGUGACAACGCAAAGGAAACGGUCUGCCUGCGGGCAAUUGAGAACUUUGGCCCUGGAGUUGGGCGUUGAAGAAGGCAAUGCUCGUCUUGACAUGACAAUUCAGCAGUUUGAUUCCUUGGCAAAUGAUUUGGAAAUGCGCUGCACCACACCACAGCAGCGUGGGAAGUUGCGGCAAGUUGUAGCUCACUUACACAAUCGCCCUGCAGUGCCCCCUUUGCCUGGCUCAGUACCGGCGGCUGCUCCACGCGAACCAGAAGACAGAGAAGCGGCAGCGGCUGGACGGCAGUUCCGGCUGCGGCGCUGGAGUGCGACAAUGGAGCAGUCUCUCAAGUCUGAAGAGCCUGGCAGGGUCCAUUUGCAUGUUUUCAUGGAAUUUGGGCAGGCGGUAGCUUGGACAUCUUUGCGGUGUGUCGUCUUUAUGGGUGUGACGCGGCUCCUUGUACUGCCCGUGGCCCUCGUCUUCGCCAAGCUUUGGACCACGGAUCUCAUCGAAGAUUCCAAUACGGACAUGCAAAGGACUUUUAAGGUCCUACAAUUCCCUUUUGACGAACACCGCAGCCAAAUGGUACUUCAACUUCCGCUGUUGGUCGUUACCUAUAUCGUGCAUCGAUAUGACUGGAUGGAUUUUGGCAUAUUCAUCUUUCUGACCUCGGAAGAUCACGCUUCCGUUUCCACGGUCAAUUGGGCUGCGUGGAAUGAGUACAUGGAAAGGUACAGAGUCCGUAUUGGUUUCAUGGGGAGGCAGCGCCAAGUAGAUUGUGUGCGAGAACAUGAGCGCAAGCUGGCAUUUCAGGCGCAGCAGAGACAAGUUGCGGACGCAUUGGCGAUGCUGAUGCGCCCCUUCCGGCCAGAGGUGCUUAGCAGGCUGCAGCCUUGGGUGAGCCAAUACCAAUCCGUGCAGUUGAGAUACAAGUUCUUAGUUCUCCGUGGAGGCUCUCAGACUGGGAAGUCAACGUUGGCAAAAAGCUUGGGUCACUUGUUUGGGUCGCGCCGGCCAUUUGUUCAGACGGUGCAAAGUGCGGAAGCUCCAGAUUUGAAAGCUUAUAGUCCAGAAGAGCAUGGCUAUAUCCUAUUUGACAACGUGAACCACAUGGAUUUUAUUCUCCAUGAGAGCGCUCUCUUUCAAGCCAACAAUGAUCUGCACACCCUGGGAGCAUCGCGGACAGGUAUUUAUUCAUAUUCGGUGUGGCUCUUUCGUUGCCCUUUGGUAGUCACUGUGGAUUUGUCCGCUGUCUGGGAGGGAUCAGAGCCGUGGCUUGCGGACAACAUGUUUGAGCUGUUUCUCGAUGGCCCAUGCUAUUUGUGA
Cladocopium goreaui is the source of this 1320-nucleotide messenger RNA. The record is from the annotation of a GenBank genome assembly. Lineage: Eukaryota; Dinophyceae; Suessiales; Symbiodiniaceae.